CAUUGCCAAUAUAAUACUAGUUAUUGCUUCCAAGGUUUGGCUCUCCGAACCCACCGAAGUGGGCCAUGAUACUGGUAUGUAUCGUAUUUCAACUCAGGUGCCCACCAAGCCAGUCCCGGGGCCCGGGACUUUAUAGACAGCUGCGAUCGUGUUUCUUCAUCUUGCUACAGAUUCUAGGAUGUCAUUUUGGCACUCUGUGCUGGGGGCUACCAUCGGCCAUUGGCUAGCAGAUUCUAGCACUCGAUCGACCACGGCGGGGGCCGUGAUGUACGGCCCGCUGGUCCUCGGCUUCAUCUACGACAACCUGAUCUUGGGUCUCUACUGUAGCUUUGUGUGGCGAUGUCCUGCGAUCGUAAUGGAGCAAUUGUACAGGAUCAUGAUCGCAGGCGCAGCGCAGCGCCGAGAGUCCAAGAAGGAAGGUACUCAACCCCAAGUCAGGAUAUUGGACAUCGGCGUGGCCACUGGCUACUUCAUGUUCAAGUCCAAAAUUCCCGACAACACUUUGGUCACGCUUUUCGAUCUAAAUCCGGACUGCCUGGACUAUGCUUCCACAAGGUGUCGCCAAGCCCACAGCGACGUGGUCGACCUUGACGUUGAGGCUGUGCGUGGGGACUUCCUGGCAUCACGUUCCGACUCGUCUUCCAUACAGAACGUGCUCGGCCCAGCGAGACGGGAUGGCCAGAAGUACGACCUAAUUUUUACCAACUUCCUAUUGCACUGUCUUCCGGGGCCGCCGACGCGCAAAGCCAGUGCAUUGGCUGAGCUGUCUCACCUCGUCGAGCCGGUCUCCGGGGUUCUGUGUGGGACGACGAUCUUGGGGAGCCAUUCCAGGGAAGCAAACCAUUCCUGGCUCGGUCGAUCCAUUCUUCUUUUGCACAACCUUCUGGGAUGGUUUGACAACGAGAGGGAUGAUACGAUGGAUUUCAUUCGAGCGUUGGAAGGGGCCUUUGAGACUGUCUCUUAUCAAAUCAUCGGCGCGGUGCUGUUUUUUGAGGCGAGAUGCCCCCUGCAUAAAGAUAGUGUGGGGUCUGUAUAG
Diaporthe batatas is the source of this 1036-nucleotide messenger RNA. RefSeq lists its product as uncharacterized. The record is from RefSeq and is a predicted model, not a curated record. Lineage: Eukaryota; Fungi; Ascomycota; Sordariomycetes; Diaporthales; Diaporthaceae. The transcript has a single exon. Bases 179 to 1036 code for a protein of 285 amino acids.